Sinocyclocheilus anshuiensis is the source of this 4430-nucleotide messenger RNA. Its product is annotated as protein FAM13A-like. Bases 191 to 3301 code for a protein of 1036 amino acids. Lineage: Eukaryota; Metazoa; Chordata; Actinopteri; Cypriniformes; Cyprinidae. The record is from RefSeq and is a predicted model, not a curated record. The transcript has 25 exons. Gene Ontology annotation, biological process: signal transduction.
GGAAAGGGAGGCUGACUCCUCUGCUUAGCCUCUUAAGUUUUCGGACACGUUUAGCCUAUCCAAAGAUGGACUAAACUACUCAUUAUGAUCCGGCGACUUUCUUAUGGGAUGUUAAGGAGGCCACUGUAAGAAAGGAGAAGGAAUUUGGGGAAUUCAUCACUCUACAGGCUCUUCCUGGAAGAAGAGGGAGAUGGGGGCUGGAGCAAUCUGUCACAGCAAGGCAGCGGUCCAGAUCAAGGAGGACAUGAAGUGGAUGGCGCAGCUGCCCAUGAACAAACCCUCUCCGGCCACCGUCACAGGGGGGAAGAAGAUCUUCGGCGUGUCCCUGCUGGAGUUGAGAGAUCUGGGACUUGUCAAGGACGGGGUUCCUGUGGUUGUCCGGAGUAUGGUGGAGUAUCUGGAAAAGCAUAGUCUUCGUCUGGAGGGUCUGUUCAGAGUAAACGGCAGCAUUCGGACCGUGGAUAACUUGCGGCAGAGGUUUGAUGGUGGAGAAGAGGUUGAUCUACAUCAGGAUGCAGACGCCUUUGCUGUAGCCAGUUUACUGAAGCAGUUCUUGAGGGAUCUACCUGAAGCUCUCAUCCAUCCCUCCAUCCACAAUCCUCUCAUUCAGCUGUACCAGGAAUCCAGUGAGGGUGAUUUCUGUAAGGACCUGCGUAAGCUCCUACUCCAGCUGCCAGAUAUCCACUACAGUCUCCUGCAUUACUUAUGUCACUUCCUGUCCCAGGUGGAACAGGAACAGGCUCAUAACCGCAUGACCGCCACCAACCUGGCCACAGUGUUCGGGCCCAACGUCUUCCAUGUGUCAUCUGGUUUUGACGGUAUACGGGAGCAGAAUAUCUGUAACAACAUUAUGGCCAAGCUGAUCCAGAACUGCAGCGCCAUCUUUAAGCCUGUGGUGGAGAGAAGACAGAUCGAAGAAAAACCUUCAAACCUCAUCAUGGUCAAAGUGAGUGAGGCCAACACAAACACCGAAAGCACAGAGACGUCACCUUUCACUCCUGUUCCUAAGGCACACACUCCACAUGUCAAGAAGAUGAAGGUCACACAAUGCACUCCAGUUGAAAAUACAGAUUAUUCAAGAGAAAAGGAGUCAAGUCCAGACAACUCUAUACUGACACCAAGAAAAAAGACGGUGAAGAAGAUAAAGACAGAGGCUGUGCCGAGAUCUUUUCCUCAACCGGCUCCCUCCGGUGAUCCCGUCUCCAGGCCUCUGCCCCAUCUUCCAGACAGAAGCUCGGGUGCUAGUGCUCGGUUUCCUCCACACACUCCAGACCAGAGCAUCAGCUCAAGUGUUGACGGCAUGAACCCGAGUCCUCAGACCGUAAGCCCUGCCAGAUCCACAGAGAUCAGCCUCCAAGAAGAUGGAAGACCAAUAUCUCCUUUCUAUAUUAGCUCACAGAUCUCUCCUGGACACUGCAGACCUGAAUUAACAACUUUUCUGGAGAAGACCAUUCGCUCAGCGGUCGAGCAACACCUCUUCAACUCGCACAUGCCCACAGGUCAGAGUUCAGAGGGCUUGGAUCCGACUGCCCACUCUUCAUCUCCUGUGACAACAGCCCGAGAGAGGAGGAGACAUCUACGAGAACAAGAGGAGAACUUCAGGGUCGAGGGUGAUAAAGAGAACGUCCCGUCUCCAGGUGUGAGGGUCACAGAGGAGGGUGACGGGCGUCUGCUGCUGCCGCCACGUGAGGCUCAGAGAAACAGGAAACCCAAACACAGUCCCACACUGACUGAGCACUCAGACAACCGGGAUGCCCCCACCCCAAUGGAAUGCCAAGGGCCUGAUAGAAAUGCUACUGAAAAUAUGGCGUCAGCUGAUUACAGAGGGAAGCAUCAAAAGGACUAUGGCUUUCAUUCUAUUCAGACGCCUGCCAUGAAGAUCCAGGAGGCUCUUAGUGGCGCAGAGCCGUGCAAUGAUGUCCCUCGACUUGACCUGUCUACUCUGACGGACGACAGUAACUGGGCAGAACCAGUCCCGGCCUACUCGUCUUGGCAAAAGGAGAGUAUGGAGCGCGAGGAGGCUCAUCUGUCACCCCAUGCCGGUGGCAAGCUGAUUCGCCAGCUCCUGGAGGAGGACAGCGACCCAAUGGUCUCGCCGCGGUUCUACGCUUAUGGAGACAGUCAGCAGUAUCUGGAUGACACUGAGGUUCCUCCAUCUCCACCAAAUGCCCACUCGUUUGUCAGUAGGCGAAGAAGCUCAUCGUUAGGCUCCUGCGACGAUGACCGGGAAGAGCUCACUUCAGCCCAGCUUUCAAAGCGGAUCCAUGUACUCAAGAAGAAGAUCAGGAGGUUUGAGGAGAAGUUUGAAGAGGAGCGCAAAUACAGGCCUUCACACGGCGACAAAGCCGCCAAUCCAGAGGUUCUGCGGUGGAUGAAUGAACUGGCCAAGAUGCGCAAAGACUCAAAAGAUCACAAGUUGCUUAAGUCAGAAGAGGAUUUGACGCCCAUCCCCCGCCAGCGCAGCAACACUCUUCCCAAGAGCUUUGGAUCUCAGCUGGAGAAGAAACCCACUGAGACCAAAGCCCCCAAACCCCCUGUGGAGUGCACGCUAGAAGCAGUUAUGAACAAUCUGCAGGAGAAACGCAAGGAGGCUGGCCGACCUGAAGACAUUAAGGACAUGACCCGUGAGCAGAUAGGAGCAGAAAAAGUGGCCCUUCAGAAAACUCUUUUAUAUUAUGAGAGCAUCCACGGGAGGCCAAUCACCAAGAACGAGAGGCAGGCCAUGAAGCCUCUAUACGACCGGUACCGACUCAUCAAACAGAUUCUCUGCAGAGCAUCUGCCAUUCCAGUCAUUGGCUCGCCUUCCAGCAAGCGCAGAGGCCCCCUGCUGCAGCCCAUUAUCGAGGGUGUACCAGCCCUAUUCUUCAGCGACACCAAGGAGGAGGAGGACGGCUCGGACGAUGACAGUGAUACCAGGACACAGUUCACGGUCACGGUUAAGCCGGAACUGACCAUGUUGGAACUUCUCGACCAGCUGGAUGAGGACACAGAUGGUUUCAUCUCACCUGUUGAUGAACUAUCGCCCUCCAAGAACACCACAGACAUGAGAUUGUCCAAUUUGCAUGCUGCUACCAUGCAGGAACUCGUGGAGCAACUCCAGGAAGCCCGUGAAGAAAAGAAAAGAAUCUGCAAAAACCUCCGUGAUUUUGAGGAUCAGUUCUUCAAACAGAACGGCAGAAACGUGCAAAAGGAAGAUCGCUCACCCUUGGCUGGAGAAUACAAUGAAUACAAGCACAUUAAAGCCAAGCUAAGGCUGUUGGAAGUGCUCAUCAGUAAAAGAGACUCUUCUAAGUUCAUCUAGUGCUCAGCUGGGAUUUACUUUACUAGCCAAACAAGGACCAGCCAUUGCUAUCCAAAGCAAUAUAAUGUGUACAAAGACAUGUUCCUCUGUUAUUGACUCAUUACAGGCACAUUUGGCUUUGAAGGACGCCAAGACAUGCCUAGUUCACCUUUAGCAGAUGUACAGUGCUGUUUGUUCUACUGUACAGCAAAAAGGACUUGUGUUCUGCUUUGGACUGCUUUUUUUGCAUCUGCUAUGAGACUGGAUUUCAGAAAACAAUCAGAUUACUUGUGAAUCUCUGAUCUUAAUUCCCAUUGAAGUCCAGAAGAACAUUUCUGUUAUGUUAUGUUGUAUUAUACGACAUUUCGUUUCAAAUUUUAGAUUUUUUUCUACAUUAAUAUUGCUGUAAUAUAGAAACAACUGUUUUCGCAAUCAGACAUAAGCUUUGAAGAACAUUGAGAUAAUGCGUCUUAAAUUGUCUGUGUAUAGAGAUGAGGAGAGUUUAUCAUUAUAGGAAUUUGUCGUAUUUGAUGAAUUGAAGAAUGUAACCAAUUUGUGGAAGGAAGGCUCUCUGUAUAUUAGUUUUCAUUAUUUACUGGUGCCAUAAUUGUUUAUUUUGAACAUUAAUGCUUCUGAGAAAAUCCCCCCCACACCACUAAGACCAUUGACUAAGCUAGAAUUUACUUCGGUUAUUUUCUUUACGAAAGAAAAAAAUGUGCAAAUGAACGACCAUAAGAAAUCUGCCAUUCUCUAAUGUAGAAACGUACAAACAAAGGUACUAUAAUCCAGCUUUCAUUGUUCUUUUUGUAGUGUUUUUUUGUACUCUAGUGUCUUACUGGUCAUCAAAUGAAACUCACUGUUUAACAGUGAUGUGGGUGGAUUGAAUCCUCAAAACCAUCUCUAUUGUUAGCGAGCAAUAGAAAACAAAACUGGGGCCUCACUGAGCGUUUAUGCCUCGUGAACGCAGAUACAAACAGAGCGAGCACAUCACCCCUAUCUCUUAUUCUCCAGAUUGGAAAAUUUUAGUGUGACCUUUGUUUUUACUGAACAUGACAAGACUGAUGGAUAAAGAUGAAUACUGUGUGUACAUUUUAGUACAUGAUUGUAUUUGUAUUUUGUAUAUAUGAUAUAAAACCAAACUAUUUUUUCU